CUCUUUGCAUGUAUGAAUUCAUUUUUAUUUUUAUAAUAAGGCGGGAGUUCAUCCCGAGAUUUUAUUUUAAUUACAAGGAAAUAUGGAUAUAUUAAUUUCUAUGAAAUUUAAGCGAGAUCUGCUCCCGAACCUUUCCAUUGAAAACAGUGAAACAAAAUUACUACACGAGAUCCAAUCCACAAACCUACCGCUAAAAUCAGUCUCCUUAAUUUUCCAUCUUCGUUCCUUCCUAUUCCAUGUACACAGUACACCCUCUAAAACUGCACUCAGUAACACCCUCAUCUCCUUUUUCUCACCUCUGUUCCAGUUAGGAGCUACUUAGAUUUCUGGGUAGCCCUACAAUACAUGGGGAAAGAAGAGAUAUUUUUCAAUUUGGUGGCAGCAAUUCUCUAGACUUUACAAGAUCUCAUCAGCUGCUUAAUUUAUGCCCACACACAUAUAUUUUUUCCAUAUAUAUCUUCUCAUGCCCUUUUUGGUCUAGAUCUUUCAAUUUCCAGCUAAAAAUAGGAGAAUCAUCAUUCUGAUUCUUUAUUAAUCAGAAGAUAUUGACAAGUCAAUAAUUAUAGGCAAAGAUCCUGCAGAAGGAGCAAAUAGAUCAGUAACUUAAAUCAAACUCGGGCCUAAGCUGUACGUUAUAGUAUUCCCUUUACAUGACCUGCUAGGCAAACAGAAAAUCUGAAGAGAGGUGGGAAAAUAUGGCAUCGUCAUCAAAUUCUCCAUGUGCAGCCUGCAAGUUUCUGAGGCGGAAAUGCCAACCGGAAUGCGUUUUUGCUCCAUAUUUUCCACCGGAUCAGCCCCAAAAGUUUGCCAACGUGCACAAAGUGUUUGGGGCAAGCAAUGUCACAAAACUGCUAAACGAGUUGCACCCUUCCCAGCGUGAGGAUGCCGUCAAUUCCUUGGCAUAUGAGGCAGACAUGCGUCUCCGCGACCCAGUGUAUGGCUGCGUUGGUGUCAUCUCUCUCCUACAGCACCAACUGCGCCAGCUACAGAUGGAUCUCAGCUGUGCCAAAUCUGAACUUUCCAAAUAUCAGAACCUAGGUAUCACUGGCCAUGCUGGAUUAUUCGCUGCUGCGGCUGCGGCUGCCACGGCUACCACCCACAAUCAUCAUCACCACCCGCAGAACCUUGGGAUCAAUCUCAUCGGAGCAGGCAGUGGGGGAAGGGACCACCAUUACCACCACCAGUUCUUUCCCAGGGAGCAGCAGCAGAUGAUGAGGAGCUUUGAUGCUGCAAACAACUACGACGCAAGCCUUCUUGCCAUGAAUGUUUCUGCAAGUAUUGGACAGCUCAGUCAGUUCCAGCAGCCAAGGGCUGCAGCGGGAGAUGACCGCCGCACCAUUGAUCCCUCUUAGUUUCUUGUUUCCGGGCUGGACUUUGAAGGAUUGAGUGAAACUGAGAUAGAGGGCAAUUUUUAUCUUUCACUUAAUUAAACACCCGUUGCGUUGCAUAGACAAAUUUUGCCAUGUCUAGUUUACUUUUUCCCUUAUUCCAACUCUCUAAUCAUCUAGAAGAAAAAAAAAAAUA
Jatropha curcas is the source of this 1524-nucleotide messenger RNA. The record is from RefSeq and is a predicted model, not a curated record. Lineage: Eukaryota; Viridiplantae; Streptophyta; Magnoliopsida; Malpighiales; Euphorbiaceae.